UAGAGUGCGGAGGGGAGAAACGCACCGAGGGAGCCGGGAGCCGGAGAGGAGAGAGCUGGAGCUCGGCUCCCACCCAGUCCCGGGGGAGUCCGCAGCUCCCCCGUUCCCGGCUCCCGCCCAGCCCCUGGGAGGGGCGGGAGCCCCCACGUCUCUGGCCCCAGCUGCUCCUCAUGGAAUCUAGCUUUGCCCGGGGUGGAGGAGAGAUGCCCACCGUGAGCCGGGAGCCCCGCUGCCCUGCCGGCGGCUUACGGAUGCCCUGAGCGUCCCGGCUCCAGCGCCCUGAGCCCACACUCCGGCUGCACCGCUGUCGCCGUCGCCCCCGGCCAGACGAGACCCCAGGGUUGCCGGGGGCUUGCUGGAGAGCUGCCAGCCUGAAGGCGAGCUUGGUGGCCCGGACGCGCCGCAGCGCUGGACUGACUGAGUCGGGCAGGAAAGGGGGUGUUCUGCCCGCAUCACCUCCCGGGGGCCCCCGAAGCCAGACACCAUGGACGCCGUAUUAGAACCCUUCCCAGCAGACAGGCUUUUCCCAGGCUCCAGCUUUCUGGACCUGGGCGAUCUGAACGAGGCGGAUUUCCUGAGCAAUGCGCACUUCCCGGAGCACCUGGAGCACUUCUCAGAAAACAUGGAGGACUUCUCCAAUGACCUCUUCAGCAGCUUCUUCGAUGACCCCAUCCUGGCUGAGAAGAACCCUCUGUUGGACAUGGAGCUGGACCCACCCACUCCGGGCAUCCAGGCGGAGCACAGUUACUCCCUGAGUGGUGACUCAGCCCCUCAGAGUCCCCUCAUCCCAGUCAAGACGGAGGACAGCCCAAGAGAGCUGGAGCCCGGAGCAUGGGCCCUGGGGCAUAAGCUAUGUGCCAUCAUGGUGAAGCAGGAGCAGAACCUGGGGCCCGAGCUGCCUAGAGACCAGCUGGCAGCCCCCUCACCGGUUGUGCUCCCAGGCCCCAUCAGCACCACCUCUGCCGACAUGCCGAUGUUUAACCUCAGCCCACUCUCCCGGCUGCCCGCCCCCCACGAGGCCCCAGGAGAGAUGACACAGACACCUGUGAUCAAGGCUGAGCCCAGGGAGGUGAAUCAUUUCCUUGAGGUGCCUACAGAUGACUUGGUACAGAUGCCACCGACACCACCGAGCAGCCACGGCAGUGACAGCGACGGUUCCCAGAGCCCCCGAUCUCUGCCGCCGUCCAGCCCAGCCCGGCCCACAGCACGUUCAUCCGCGGCCAUCUCUUCCUCUCCCCUCCUCACUGCCCCACAUAAGCUCCAGGGAACGUCCGGGCCACUGCUGCUGACAGAGGAAGAGAAACGUACUUUGAUUGCAGAGGGCUACCCCAUCCCCACCAAACUCCCCCUCACCAAAGCUGAGGAGAAGGCCUUAAAGCGGGUCAGGAGGAAAAUCAAGAAUAAGAUAUCUGCCCAGGAGAGUCGCCGGAAGAAGAAGGAAUAUGUGGAGUGUCUAGAGAAGAAAGUUGAGACAUUCACAUCAGAGAAUAAUGAGCUAUGGAAGAAGGUGGAAACCCUGGAGAAUGCCAACAGAACUCUUCUCCAGCAGCUACAGAAGCUCCAGGCCCUGGUGACGGGCAAGCUCUCCAGACCUUACAAGAUGGCUGCCACCCAGACUGGCACCUGCAUCAUGGUGGUGGUGUUAUGUUUCGUCCUGGUGCUGGGCUCCAUCAUGCCGUGCCUUCCCGAGUUCUCCUUCAUGUCCCAGACAGUGAAGGAGGCUCCCCUCCCAGCUGCCAGCGUCUACACAGCCAGCCAGAUGCCAUCCCGAAGUCUCCUGUUCUAUGAUGAGGGGGCCAGUUCGCUGGAGGAUGGCUACAGCUCCCUGCUGCCUGUGGAACCCCCAGAGGGCUGGGAGACCAAGCCAGGUACCCCUGAGGAGCAGCAGCCCCAAGAUCAUCUCUCCCAUGGCCACCUGGCCACCUCCCACGAGGCCACCAAGUACCUGAGCAAGUCCCAGCUAGAGGCCCCAGAUGGGAACGACACCCGCCCCGACUCCAUCCACCCCAAGGAGCGGUUCCAUGAGAGAGAGACGCAUCCAAACGGCACCACAACGUACUUGUAGCACCCACAAGAGCCCAGGAUACAGCCUGGACCCCAAGCCACUCAGAAGAAGGGGGACCUUACUCAACACUCCCAAUCUGAUCCGCAUCCCUGCCCACAACCAGCCCCUCCUUCUCUUCCCUGGUGGAUCCUGUCCAUCCCAGGCAGGAGAUUCUGGGAGGAUGGCACUGAGGGCAGGCAGGGGAGAGGGAGAAGAGGAAGUAGAAGGGGAGCCUUCGUCUUCUCCCUCUUCCCAUCCUGGCCUUGAAACACGUCACUUCUCCCAGGGCUCCUGUGGCCUCUCCUCGGUGGGGUCCAUUCUCGCCCAUCACCACUACAACUGAAUUGUCCACUCGUGAGGAGCUCUCAAUUUCCUCUCCUCCCUCCAUCCCUGGUUCAGCCUUGAUGCUCCCUCCCUCCUAGCCCCAGGGACCCUGUCCUUCGGGCCAGAGGGGACAGGCAUAAACCCUCCCUCUGGGGCUGGAUUAUACAUAAGCAUCGUCAUCACAUUCCCCAGCCCCCUCCCUCUCCCUUCUCAUCCCUCAUCCUUCAUCUCAGCCCUCUAGGUGGAAGGAAGUUGGAAAGUGUCCAUCCCUUCCCUCUCUUAGGCCACUUUCUCUCCCAGGGUAGCACCCCAAAUCCACCAGGGGAGGGGGAGGGGAAGCCUGCCUAGAGAGUUCUGGCCUUGGAGAUGGAAUGGGACGAGAGAGGUCCCUGCCCCCCCCCCCCCCCGGCCGCCUCCUGGAGGACUCUUGGGCAAAGCUGUUCCCUCAGAUAAGGGAGGAACUUUUCCUAGGACUUCUCCAGGUACUGAUGCCCUUCUCCCCCCCCCCAUUUCUUUCUUUAUCAUCCCUCCCAGAGAUACCACUGGGCUGUCCCUCCCCACCCCCCUUGGCCUAACAAACCACUGUGCCAUCAGUCCUCCCAAUCCCAGGACAAGGGUCGGGCCAGGCCCCGCUGCCCCCCACUACUGUACAGAGACCAAGAGCAGAAAUUGUUUGUAAAUAAUGAACCUUAUUUUUUAUUACUGCCAAUUCCCUAAGAUAUUGUAUUUUAGAAGCCACUCCCCCCCAUGCCCCAUUUCCUCCCCACCCCUUUUUUCCGUUUUGUAUUUUAUGAAGUUAGUGCGGGCUUAGCUACUCCUCCCUCCCUGGAGGCUGGGGGGAGGGGGACUCACUCCCCUCUCCCCCCUCCCCUGGCCUCCCCACGCUGCCCAACUGCUGGGCUUUUUUAAUGGCCUCCCUCCCCACUCCAUCAGCUGAGCGCACGCUUUAGAGAAGCAAAAUUAAAACCAAAAAAAAGAUUCAGCAUCAA
Molecule: messenger RNA, 3357 nt
Organism: Phascolarctos cinereus (koala)
Lineage: Eukaryota; Metazoa; Chordata; Mammalia; Diprotodontia; Phascolarctidae
Gene: CREB3L1
Product: cAMP responsive element binding protein 3 like 1
Biological process (GO): regulation of transcription by RNA polymerase II
Molecular function (GO): cAMP response element binding; DNA-binding transcription factor activity, RNA polymerase II-specific
Source: RefSeq, a predicted model, not a curated record